AUCACGUUAAAAUCAUGGGACUUGGGAACUUUGAAGUCUGAAAUCAACCCUUCAGACGGACCAGAAGAUUGAAUCUCCUUAUGGUCAGUUCCACAUCAAUUAAAAUGGGAUGGAAUGAACCCAGAGCAAGGCAAUUUACGUGAUUUGAGUAAUCCCACGCAUGGCCGCAAGAACGCAAGAUUGUGCGCGUCCUGCUUUCCGUUGACAGUCUCACCGGCGGCGCCUCACCCAUCAUGAUUCAGGGCAUCUUCUAUGCCAGGUUCUUUCCCAAAGAAGGAACCAAGAUCUACGCGCAAAGUCCCCCAGGAUGCAUAGUUCCCGUUCCAGGUGUCGACAAACCGUGUCUUUUUGACUUCAAUAUCCUCCAGGAAUACAUAAUUCCCAGGAAGUCGUUCUACAACCGCUACAUGACGGUCAACGACCCGGACGGCAAGUAUACCGUCCUCGGCUUCCCGGUCUCGAUCCCGAGCCCCAGGUACGACAGGAACGAGUUCAUCUUCAACUUCGGGCUCGUGGUUGAGUCCGACGUUGACCACAUCCCUUAUGAGCGAGUCGUGCGGCGGCUAGCCGUCACGUUUGCAGAGAUGGAGAAGCAGGACAACUACCUUAGCCAGGACGCGUGCGGCAGCGACGAUGGCGGAGGCGGCGGCGGCGGAGACGGCGACAACGGUGCCGUGUCGGGCUCGCACGGCGGGGAGCGGCUGCGGCGGCCGAUCGAGUCGCUCCUCGAGAUCGUCAAGGAGGACCUGAACAACUACGGCGAGUGUAUGAUCCCCGUCGACGACGCCAACACCAUCAACAUGAAGCUGUUCCCGCACCACCCGACCCCGCCUGACGUCAAGGGCUGGCACGUGCCCGUGGCCAAGAUGCGCCUCGCCGACGUCGUCGACCCGACCUGGGACCUGACCCUGCAGCGCGUCAUCGCCCACAUCGACGGCGUCAGCGACGUCCGCCGCAUCGCCUUCGCCGCCGACGUCUCCCUCGACCUCGCGCGCCUCGCCCUGCGCCACCUGCUCUACUACGACACCGUCCUCCUGCUCGACAUGUUCUUCUUCGGGUCCUGCUACGCGCUCCGCCCGGGCAUCCACGACUUCGUCGCUAACGUCGGCGGCAUCACCGACGAGUGCGCAAACUACGUGUGCAUCGGCCCCGGCUCCGGCAUCGGCCCCGGGUCGGGGCCCCGCGCUCAGCAGCAACAGCAACAACAACAGCGCGUAUCCAACUACCAGCUCGUCAAGCUGAUGACGAGCUUCUGCGUCGGCAAGACCGUGGCCGAGUGGCUCAAGGGCCACAUGGACGCCGGUUUCGACGUGCUGCGAUACGUCGACGUGCGGCGCCUGGUGCAGUUCGGCGUCAUCAAGGGCUGCCUGUACCGCGUGCACAAGCACGUCGUGUCCAAGCAGUACCUCGCCGCGCUGGCCACGGGCCAGGCCAGGCCCAGCGCCGGCGGCGACCCGCUGCAGCGCUACACCGACGGCUGCCACACCUUUGACCAGAUCAUCACCGAGCAGAACCUCACCGACGCCGAGAUCAUGAAGAAGCUCAAGAGUUUCCCGGGCCCGGCGGCGGACCUUACUGUUCUGUAUAGGUAGCUGGGAAGGAUUCUUGGUUGGGAGGAACCUCGGCAGGACGUUACCCAUUGGGUUGAAUUGUUGGACGGGCCCUUUUCUGAGGCCCGAUGAAUUGGGAGGUUUGUCUAUCUCUAAGUGUAACAGCU
This is a messenger RNA of Phialemonium atrogriseum, 1717 nucleotides long. RefSeq names its product nitrogen permease regulator 2. The transcript is spliced from 3 exons. Gene Ontology annotation, cellular component: vacuolar membrane; GATOR1 complex. Gene Ontology annotation, molecular function: GTPase activator activity. NCBI's taxonomy places the organism in Eukaryota, Fungi, Ascomycota, Sordariomycetes, Cephalothecales, Cephalothecaceae. Gene Ontology annotation, biological process: negative regulation of TORC1 signaling; positive regulation of autophagy. The record is from RefSeq and is a predicted model, not a curated record. Bases 234 to 1592 code for a protein of 452 amino acids.